CGUCACGAGGCAGGAAGGGGCGGAGUCACCGCAGCGGCGGCGGGAAAAAAGCGCGCAGAACGGUUUGGACCUACUAGCCAGUCGCGCGCUGCUCGCCGCCGUCCGCGUCCUAGACCCCGCAGCCUGCGCCCGCGCCAUGCCCGCUCCCGGCUCCGAUCUGCAGCGCCCGCCGGCGCAGCCCGCCGAGCAGAAGCGGGGCGCCGAACCGCAGCCGCAGCCGCAGCCGCAGCCGCCACCCCACGGGGAGCUGCAGUACCUGGGGCAGGUGGAGCACAUCCUGCGCUGCGGGUUCCAGAAGGAUGACCGCACCGGCACCGGCACGCUGUCGGUGUUCGGCAUGCAGGCGCGCUACAGCCUGAGAGAUGAAUUUCCUCUACUGACAACCAAGCGUGUAUUCUGGAAGGGUGUUUUGGAGGAGUUGCUGUGGUUUAUCAAGGGAUCUACAAACGCUAAGGAACUGUCAUCCAAGGGAGUGAAAAUCUGGGAUGCCAAUGGGUCCCGAAACUUCUUGGACAGCCUAGGAUUCUCCAACAGAGAAGAAGGGGAUUUAGGCCCAGUUUAUGGCUUUCAGUGGAGGCAUUUUGGGGCAGAAUAUAAAGAUAAGGAUUCAGAUUAUUCAGGUCAAGGAGUAGAUCAACUGCAAAAGGUGAUUGACACAAUUAAAACCAACCCCGAUGACAGAAGAAUCAUCCUGUGUGGUUGGAAUCCAAAAGAUCUUCCUCUGAUGGCCCUACCUCCGUGCCAUGCUCUUUGCCAGUUCUACGUGGUGAACGGUGAACUGUCCUGCCAGCUGUACCAGAGGUCAGGAGACAUGGGCCUGGGUGUGCCCUUCAACAUCGCCAGCUACUCCCUGCUCACCUACAUGAUCGCACACAUCACAGGCCUGAAGCCAGGUGACUUCAUACAUACUUUGGGAGAUGCACAUAUUUACCUGAAUCACAUUGAGCCGCUAAAAAUGCAGCUCCAGCGAGAACCAAGGCCUUUCCCAAAGCUCAGAAUCCUUCGAAAAGUUGAGACAAUUGAUGACUUCAAGGCUGAAGACUUUCAGAUUGAGGGGUACAAUCCUCACCCCACUAUUAAAAUGGAAAUGGCUGUUUAAAAUGCUUUUAAGGGAGAUACCGGAAAGAUACUGAUUCUUGAGGGAUUAGACUGAAUGCCCGAAUGAAAGGUGUUUCACCCUAAAGAAAGAAAGAACUAGGUCAGAAGUCUAUUGGUGACUGGCAGUUACACUUGAUUAGCUUUUGAGAAUGUUGCCACUGGCCAACAGUUCUCUUACUAACAAACGACCUCGAGUUUGGUUAACUCCCUGGGGAUGUGUGAAACUGCCAAGAUUAGGGAUAAAGUAAGGAGAGUAAAAAUUUAUAUGCUCUUAAAAUGUGUACCUGCAUUUCAAUCCCACAUUUUUAUGAAGCUCAGUGCAUUUCAAUUACAUGAAAACUAUUCCCCCAGAUUUGAGCAAGCUGAAUAACACCAGCAUGCAUGAUAACGUACAGUUGUAGUUAUGAACAUUUAAAGUUACUUGCUUUAUAUAUUGCUAUAAUAAAGGAGUGUUGUGGAUUCA
Molecule: messenger RNA, 1561 nt
Organism: Leopardus geoffroyi (Geoffroy's cat)
Lineage: Eukaryota; Metazoa; Chordata; Mammalia; Carnivora; Felidae
Gene: TYMS
Product: thymidylate synthetase
Exons: 7
Coding region: 137-1099 (320 amino acids)
Biological process (GO): dTMP biosynthetic process
Cellular component (GO): mitochondrion; cytosol
Molecular function (GO): thymidylate synthase activity
Source: RefSeq, a predicted model, not a curated record